CAACCACCGCAAAAUCGAAGCAACGAAGGGCGAAGCGGCAGCAGCCGGUGCUCGCCGCCAUGACAACCGAAACCCUAGUCGGAUAACCUUUCUUCCGAUCGGCCUGUCGCCUCGGCAUCCAUCUGAUUCUCUCUUCGUGCACAGCGAUCGGGUUGGUGCCCUUCGCCUGAAAUUCUUCCUUUUGCAAUGCCAACUUGUUCGGCCAGAUCCCUUCUUGGACUUUCGGUUUCACUUCAUUCAUCGCGGGGAUAGGACGCAAUGGCCGAUUUGGAGAACUUGCUAUUGCAGGCUGCAGGGAGGACGGGGUCUGGCCGGAGGAACAACAACAAUUCACGUUCACAAUCGAGGUGGAGGCGGGACAACUCUUAUUCUGAUGGAAGCGAUUCCAAGGAUGAUGAUUUGGAUAAUCUGAAGUACAAAAACCGAAAAUCAUCGGGCUCCCAGAUUCCGGUGAAGAAGAGGUUUGACCUACCGGAGUCAGGCACGAGGAGUGGCUGGAGGGAUGAGGACGGCGGUGAAGGAGGCAGGCAUAGCGAUGAAGAUUCCGAUAGUGCACCCUCCGUUGGGAGUGAUCUUUACAAGGAUGACGCAGAUAAAGAAGAACUUGGUAAGAUGUCUGAACUGGACAGGGAGAUGAUUUUGGCGGAAAGGAGUACAAAGAUAGAUGAUUACAAGCUAAAAAAGAUGGCAAGAGCAUCAUCUUCAAAGAUGGAAAGAAAUCGGAAGGAGAGCUCUCCUGUUCCACCUCAUGGUCGCUCGUCUGCCCGGAAUGACAAAACUGCAGCAAAGAGUGCUUUGAAUGAGCUGAGAGCUAAGAGAAUGAGACAACAAGAUCCUGAUGGUUACCGCAGCCGGCUGGGGGAUUUGACCGGGGAAGGAAGUAGUGGCUUUCGUCUCCGUGAUUCUUCUCCCCCUAAACAUAGAACUCUUGGUACAGCUGCAAGUCCUCCCAGUGAUAAUAGCAAUGAAGGUGAGAGUGGAGGCAGAGCUGACAGUGACAAUGAAAGGUACCGUGAUGAUAAUAAAAGGGAUGAUGAUUUGGAUGAUCUAUCCCCCUCAGGAUUGGAUGCACCAAAGUUUGAGGAUGUUAAAGAGAUAACAAUCAGGAGGUCAAAGCUGGUGAAGUGGUUCAUGGAACCCUUUUUUGAAGAGCUUAUUGCAGGAUGCUUUGUACGUCUUGGUAUUGGGAAGACACGCACGGGGAAGCCCAAAUACAAGCUAUGCUUAGUCAGGAAUGUGGAUGCGACUGACCCUGAAAAAUACUACAAACUAGAACAUUAUACCACCUACAAAUGGCUGAAUUGCAUAUGGGGUAGUGAUUCCUCAGCUGCUAGAUGGCAGAUGGCCAUGGUCUCAGAUUCUCCACCACUUAUAGAUGAAUUCAAUGAGUGGAAAUGGGAAGUGGAGAAGGGCAAUGGUCGGAUGCCAACCCGUCAGGAGGUGCUCGAUAAGAAGGCUGAAAUUCAGAAGAUCAGUAAUUUUGUGUAUUCAGCAGCUACUGUGAAACAGAUGCUGCUAGAGAAGAAGUCGGCCUCACUGAGACCAGUCAAUAUUGCUGUUGAGAAGGACCGACUUAGGGAGAAAUUGGAAGUUGCCCAAAAUCGUCGUGAUACAACAGAGAUGGGGAGGAUUAAGGCAAGGUUGAAAGAGCUGGAAAACAUGUCUCAAGGGACAAAGAAGAUUGAUGAAAAGGCUGUUAGGUUGGCAGAGAUGAACAGAAAAAACCGAGCUGAGAACUUCAAGAAUGCCUCAGCAUUGAAACCAGUAAACACUGCCUUGAAGGCUGGGGAGGCUGGCUAUGAUCCAUUUUCACGGAGAUGGACAAGAUCGUCAAAUUAUUAUAUCUCAAAAUUUGGAGGAGAUGACAAUUCAACAACUGUGGAUAUCGAGCAAGGCAAAGUUGAGGUGGAUGGAGAUGUAAAUGAAGCAAUAAAAAUGAACGUGGUGGAGACUGGUGAGGCUGCAACUGCUGCUGCAUUGAAAGCUGCAGCUGGCGCUGGUAAGCUGGUAGAUACAAGCGCACCUGUAGACCGUGGCACAGCCUCAAAUUCCCUGCAUGAUUUUGAACUGCCAAUCUCAUUGGCUGUGCUGCAGAAAUUUGGAGGUCCUCAGGGUGUGCAUCAGGGCUUUAUGGCAAGGAAACAGAAAAUAGAAGCCACUUAUGGGUACAAGGUACCUGACAGCGAUGGGCGGAGACAUCCUUUGAUUUUGACAAUCAGUGAUUAUAAACGUCGAAGGGGCUUGCUGUAAACCUGCACCCGUUUCAAGCAAUUUAGUUCGUUUCUUAUUUGGAUGCUUUGCAAACCAAUGCAACUUUGGCCUGUAACCACAGUGAAACUAAUGCGACACCAGCAAAGCUAUUUCGCAUAGUUCCUCCAAUAGACCUUUUGCUACCCAAGUAAUUUUUUUUGUGCAAUUUCAAUUUUGAAGGAACUUACAUAAUUUCUAUAGCCAUUUAUUAUGUGGCAGCUUCACGUUCGAAUUCUUAUGCCAAUAAGAUCUACAAUGUGGUUGUUUAUA
Messenger RNA from Zingiber officinale, 2520 nucleotides. Its product is annotated as protein RTF1 homolog. Gene Ontology annotation, molecular function: RNA polymerase II C-terminal domain phosphoserine binding; DNA binding. The transcript has 3 exons. The record is from RefSeq and is a predicted model, not a curated record. The coding region runs from base 259 to 2250 and encodes 663 amino acids. Gene Ontology annotation, cellular component: Cdc73/Paf1 complex. NCBI's taxonomy places the organism in Eukaryota, Viridiplantae, Streptophyta, Magnoliopsida, Zingiberales, Zingiberaceae.